Molecule: messenger RNA, 3042 nt
Organism: Elaeis guineensis (African oil palm)
Lineage: Eukaryota; Viridiplantae; Streptophyta; Magnoliopsida; Arecales; Arecaceae
Product: protein PLASTID MOVEMENT IMPAIRED 1
Source: RefSeq, a predicted model, not a curated record
CAUCUUUCUCCUGUGACUCCCAUCCCUGUUCAAUACUUGACAGGACAUUUUUCUCCGGUGACUCCUUGUCCCUGUCCAGUGUUUAAUAGAAGACUAAGAUGAAAUACAGGCGAAAGGAACACCAACGCUCCUCUCUUCUCUUCCAUACGUUUCACCCAUUUCUCCAAAACCUAAGCUUAAAACUAGCCCUAACCCAUAGCACCCUCUAAACCAUAAACCCUCCGAUUGAACUCUCAAACCCAUAGAUCCAUCCUGCCUCCUCUACCAAAUACAAACUCUCCACUUCCACUAAUGGCAGGACGUAAAGAGAGAAGAGAUUCCAGCUCUCAACUCCUUCAAGAACUCGAGACCCUGAGCCAAUCCCUCUACCAAUCCCAGUCUAACCGCCGACGUGCUAACUCCCUUGCUCUUCCCCGUUCCGCCGACUCAUUGCCUGCACCUGUCAUUGGCCCCCGCAUCACCGAGGGAACUGCUCGAUCGGACCGGCACAGCCGCUCCUUUCGACUCAUUUCCAUCUCCCCCUGGAGAUCCCGUCCUAAGCCUCCAACCGAGCCUGGCGACAGUAUACAUGUUGAUGACCAGCACCACCACGCUCCACCCAAUUCUCAGCAUCAGUCAAGGCCUGGAGAUGGGGAUAGGAAGGGGAUAUGGAAUUGGAAGCCUUUACGAGCCCUGUCACAUUUGGGUAUGCAGCGCUUGGGGUGCCUCUUCUCCGUCGAGGUCAUCGCUGUCCAUGGCCUACCGGCUUCCCUGAAUGGUCUCCGCCUCUCAGUUUCCGUGCGCAAGAAGGAGGCCAAGGAUGGAGCAGUGCAGACGAUGCCCUCCCGAGCACUUCAGGGUUCCGCCGACUUCGAUGAGACUCUGUUCAUCAAAUGCCAUCUAUACUGCAGCGGUGGAGUGGGCAUGGGGAAGCCACUCAAGUUUGAGCCCCGCCCGUUCCUCAUCUCGACGCUGGCUGUCGAUGCUCCGGAGCUGGAUUUUGGGAAGAACAUAGUCGACUUAAGCCUACUGGUUCUAGACUCGAUUGAGAAGAGCUUGGAGGGGGUUCGGGUUCGGCAGUGGGAUACAAGCUUGAAGCUCUCUGGGAAGGCAAAGGGAGGAGAAUUGGUUCUCAGGUUGGGAUUUCAGAUUAUGGAAGAUGGAGGAGUCGGGAUCUACAGCCAGACUGAGGCAGUGAGAUCAAACAAGGAAAAGGAUUCCUCAUACUCUGUUGCUCGGAAGCAAUCAAAGUCUUCUUUCAGUAUCAUGAGCCCGAGGUUUACAAGAUCAGAUCCAUCUAAGAACCCUCAGAAGGGAAGUUCAUCAGGUUCAGCAAAAGAUUUGAAAGGCAUCGAUGAGUCGAGGCUCGACGAGUCUGGUCCGCCCAUUCCUGUUCACGAGCCGGAGCCAGAGUCGAAGAUGCAAGAUCUCGACCUACCAGAGUUCGAAGUCAUUGAUAUGGGAAUUCAAAUUCAGGGAGAGGGAGGAAGAGCAGAGGAAGAUGAAGGCAAGUCAGAAGAUGCCCUAGAAGCAACAUCGGUUUCGAGCGAGGUGGUGAAAGAGGUGAUGAAUGACCGCGAUCGGCGGGCUAGCUUAACAGAGCUUGAUUCGAUUUCUCGGCAGAUCAAGGCCCUCGAGUCAACCCUGACUGAAGAUGAGAUCAAUUCUCUGAACAUGGCCCGAGGAACAAAGACACAGCAGUUGGAUGCUGAAGAGGAGACGGUUACAAGAGAGUUCCUCCAGAUGCUCGAGUUGGAAGAUGAUGAUGAGCAUAAAUAUGUCAAACCAGAGCAUGUUACUUCACCGAAGUCGGAACCAGCUCAAGGUACUGGUGAUGAAGCAAAGAUGUUGCUUUCAGAUCUCGGAAAGAGUCUGGGCCCAGUGGUUCAAACGAGGGAUGGAGGCUAUUUGGCAUCUAUGAAUCCUUUCAAUGUGGUAGUAGAAAGAAAAGAGACUCCAAAGCUUGUGAUGCAGAUAUCAAGACCACACAUCCUCCAGCAUCAGAAAUUGGCCAGUGGGUUUGAAGUGUUUCAGAUACUAGCUUCCAUGGAUCUGGAAGAAUGGAGUCGCAAACUUUUCUCGCUGACUGCUAUGGAUGAACUGAUGGGCAAAUCAGCCGAGCAAAUAGCAUUUGAAGGGAUCGCAUCGGCCAUCAUAAGUGGCAGGAACAAAGAAGGUGCAAGCUCCAGCGCAGCUAAAUCAAUAGCACUUGUUAAGAAGAUGGCAACAGCAAUGAGUGAAGGCAGAGAGGAGAGGAUGUCCACAGGAAUUUGGUUUGUGAAAGAUGAUCCAGUAACCAUAGAGGAAAUAUUAGCCUUCUCACUUCAGAAAAUGGAGGCCAUGUCAGUGGAGGCUCUCAAGAUCCAGGCUGACAUGGCGGAAGAAGAAGCUCCCUUUGAAUUCUCCCCACAUCUGGGAAAAGAUGAUUCGAACCACAACAACCUUUUGGAUUCAGCCAUUUCACCUGAGAAUUGGGAAAAAAAUUGCAGCUCAGACACUACCAUGACAAUGUUAGUGAUCCUUCAGCUAAGGGAUCCAUUAAGGAGCUUAGAAGCAGUUGGGGCUCCAAUGAUGGUUGUGGUGCAAGCAGCGAUAGUGGAGAAAGGAGGAGAAGCUGAAGGGUGGAGGUUUAAAGUGACAAGUCUCCAUCUUGGGGCUCUGAAGCUGAGGUCAGGAGGAAUGAGGAGUGUUUGGGAUGGGGAGAAGCAAAAGCUGACUGCAAAGCAAUGGUUGGUGGCUUAUGGACUUGGGAAGGCAGGGAGGAAAACCAAGCCUGUGCAAGCAAAGGGGACACAGGAUUUGCUCUGCAGCUUGUCCUCGCGAGUUGUGGCGGACAUGUGGCUCAAGGCUAUGCGGAACCCAGAUGUGAAGGUCAAAACCAGUAGUAUAUGAGCUGAUGGUGGUAAAGAAGUAUUGGGACAUGUUAGUGUUCUGCAAGGAAAAAAAUAUUCACUUUCUAGGAUUCAGCUUUGGGAGUCUGUAUUACUAGGAAAUAGGAUAUUAAAUUGGUGUAUAAUGAAGAAUUAUUAAUGAAAUAAGGGGAUUUGAGCUUGUCAUGAUAUU